UAAAGAUGGAGAUGACAAGAUAUUUUCCUGCAUUGUUUCUGAUCUGCUCUCUCUCCACGGCUCAGCUCCAAGCUGCAGACGAUAAUGAAAUUAUUUCACAUUUAAGGCGAACAGAAUCACAGGUAGCAGAUGCAGGGAAUCUCUCAGACAAUCAACAAACUUGUGCACAGGACAUCAAUGCAGUGCUGAGAGAGAUGAGCUCCUCAUUGGCUGGACUGAAGGUUGGUAUGGAGUACCUACAGAGAGAUUAUGAAGCCAAGACAAAAGAACUGGACUUGCUAAAACAACAGUACCAAGCUCAGAUAGGAGAACUGAUGAGCGUUAAAGCCAGAACAAACAACACUGAGAACCAAGUGGAGGAUCUGAAGAGAGAAAGAGAAGUGAAACAAGUGGCUUUCUCAGCUUCCUUGCUGGCAUCAGGUUCUGGAUAUAUUGGACCAUUUGACACACAAACACCUCUAGUCUUCAGACGUGUUGUUACAAAUAUUGGAAAUGCCUACAACCCAAACACAGGUUUUUUCAUUGCCCCGGUGAGAGGAGUCUAUCACUUUGAGUUCCACUUACAUGGACAUGGACUUCCAUCACAUGGGACAGGUGCCAUUUUGGUCAAGAAUGGAGACAUUAUUUUCAGUGCAUAUGAACAUCAACCUUCCUACUCUGUUAACCCAUCUAAUGGUGCCACAUUGCUGCUAGAAACUGGAGAUGUUGUGUUUUUGCGUCUGUGGCAAACCACAAGGAUUUUUGAUGACCAUUAUCAUCCUACCACCUUCAGUGGACACUUGGUUUUCACUGUAUGAGCAGAAAGCAGUCCAAAUGUUAUUUCUGCCUCAGAAGUGCAUCAUAAUGUAUACAUGUCUUUUUCACUGGAUUCAAUAAUUUGUAUUUUAUUUCUUUUUGUGUUAAAUUUCACAAUAAUUUACCAGCCACAAUGGUUCUAGCAGUUCUCUUUCAAUUGUUCUUUUCUGAAUAGAAUACACACAUAAUGCAAUAUUGAACUUUAAUUUAGUUUUGUUGAAACAUUUAUUGGAAUGUGCCAAUAGUUUCAGAUCAAAAUUGUUCACUUUUUAAUGCACUAAACCUGAAGGUGUUUUUUGCAGUAUUUCUUAAAAUUUGUUUUUCAAAAAUAAAAACAUAUCUGUAUUUUUUUUUGAGUGACCACAAAACUAUAAAAUCAUUGA
Molecule: messenger RNA, 1178 nt
Organism: Poeciliopsis prolifica (blackstripe livebearer)
Lineage: Eukaryota; Metazoa; Chordata; Actinopteri; Cyprinodontiformes; Poeciliidae
Product: complement C1q-like protein 2
Exons: 5
Coding region: 6-797 (263 amino acids)
Molecular function (GO): protein binding
Source: RefSeq, a predicted model, not a curated record